Pimephales promelas (fathead minnow) is the source of this 1359-nucleotide messenger RNA. RefSeq names its product PSMC3 interacting protein (gene psmc3ip). Gene Ontology annotation, molecular function: recombinase activator activity; double-stranded DNA binding. NCBI's taxonomy places the organism in Eukaryota, Metazoa, Chordata, Actinopteri, Cypriniformes, Leuciscidae. Gene Ontology annotation, biological process: meiotic strand invasion involved in reciprocal meiotic recombination; homologous chromosome pairing at meiosis; meiotic joint molecule formation. The record is from RefSeq and is a predicted model, not a curated record. Gene Ontology annotation, cellular component: condensed nuclear chromosome; DNA recombinase auxiliary factor complex.
CGUCAUCAUCGGUAGACCCACAAUUCAACUCGGCGCGCGAAAGCUGACUGAACUGAAGUAAACAACAUAAGAGUGCUGCAGAUCGAUCGUCGACUGUCUAGUCUGAAUCUGAAUUAACAAUGAGCAAAAAAGACAGUUCAGGUGUCGCACAGAUCCUCGCUUACCUCAAUGAGAAAAACAGACCCUAUAGUGCUCAGGAUGUUUUUACCAACCUACAGAAGCAGUGUGGUCUGGGUAAAACGGCUGUGGUCAAAGCCAUGGAUCAGCUUGCCCAGGAGGGAAAGAUUAAAGAGAAAGUCUAUGGAAAGCAGAAGAUCUACUUUGCGGACCAGUCUCAGUUUGGAGAUGUGAGUGAUGCUGAACUUAAGAAGAUGGACAGUCGUAUUGCGGAGAUCAGCACUGAAGUACAGACCAUCUCACAGAGCUGCAGGCAGCUUGAUACAGAGCUUAAGGAGUUGAACAGCUCAUUAACCACAGCAGAGAUGAAGGCACAGAUCCAGGAGCUACAGGCAGAGUGUUCUGGGUACAGAGAGAGGCUGGAUAAAAUCAAGUCAGCUACAAACCAUGUGACCCCCGAGGAGAGGGAGAAGGUUUCCAAGGAGCGAGAGACUUAUGUGAAAGAGUGGAGGAAGAGAAAGAGAAUGGUUUCUGAUAUGGUUGGAGCUAUUUUGGAGGGGUAUCCAAAAAGCAAGAAACAGUUUCUGGAGGAGGCUGGGAUUGAAACAGACGAGGACCAUAAAGUGACAAUGCCCAACAUCUGAUGGAGGACUCACUGUUUAAAUUCAGAUGCUGUUGCUGGGACGCCAGACUUUUGGAAAGGUUGGAAAGUAACAGAGAAUUCUGUGACGGCAAGAUAACUGUUUUGUUAAAAAGCAAUUCUAUUUUUUAAAAGUUAUGUUGAAAAAGAAAGAACAAAAGCUGUACAUAAGUUUGAAUAUUGUUUAUUUUUCGAUUAAAAGUAUACUGAUACAAAAAUAUUUCAACCAGAUUCUCUCACUGGAGUCUAGUUUAACAUGACUCGUGUCUUAACUUGUAAAGAAGUCCCUUAUUCCAGCACAGGUCAAACAGUUGAUUUGUACAAUCAUCUGUUAUUAAAAAAAGAUCUCGAUACAUAAAAAUAAUCUGUGUCCUGAGUAGACUUCGAUUCAAAUUUUUGUCACGUCUAAAUUAACAUUCAUUAAAACACAAAUAGAAUUGGGCGGUCACACCAUGUGAAGUUGCUACCCCGCAUGAAAGCGACUGUGCCUUCAAUGAUAGCUUAUGCAGCACAAAACAUGCUGAUCACAAGAGCUCAAACCAUUAACAUAAAUGUAGAAUAAAACACUGGAUAUUAUUGCGCGACACACAGGUGAUUAAAAA